AUGGAAUUCCUCGAAGAAAUUGCCGAUGGCUUCCGGAUUUGGCCUGAAGCACCUCUCUACCAUCGCCCCGACGAGCUGAAUCUCAAGUACGAAACCGUCACGUUUCCAUCCGAGGACGGUGUGCCUCUUGAAGGAUGGUUCUUCCCAUGCAAUGGAUCGGACAAGAUUAUAAUCAUGAACCAUCCUAGGCUAUUUAACAGGGCCGGUCUUCCAUCUCAUACUGAACCAUGGAACACGUUGACUGCUCCCUUGGGUAACAACUUCGACGUCAACUUCAUCCCCGACUACAAGAUUCUUCAUGACGCUGGAUAUAACGUGCUUACUCAUGACUUCCGAAACUAUGGCAUGAGUGGUAGGGGCAACAACGUGCUUUACUCUGGUGGACGCUAUGAAUCUUACGAUGUCAUCGGUGCUCUUCGCUAUAUCCGCAAACGCAAGGACACCAAGGACAUGACCAUCGGCCUAUUCCCCCAAUACAUGGGUGGUAGCGCUACUUUCUUCGCCAUGGGCACACACCCUGAAGAAUUUAAAGACAUCCGGACCAUUGUCUUUCCCCAGCCGAUCUCAGCCAAUAUGAGCAGCAAAGUUACCCUUCAAACAGCUGGUAUCGACCUUGACUAUCUCAAAGAACUUGACGAUAUGUACUCUCCUAUUCCUUCGGCUAGGAAUGUCAACAUCCCGACGUACAUGUUCCAGGUUCGCAAUGAUCUUGCUACUCACUGGUCUGAUGUUCAGGAUGUCUUCGAUGCUAUCCCUGCUGAGGAUAAGGAGCUUUUAUGGAUUAAUGGAACGACUCGAAGAUGGGACGGAUAUUUGCACUUUCAGCGUCACCCUGAUGCGAUUCUCAAGUGGCUUGAGCGGUGGAUGAACUAA
This is a messenger RNA of Fusarium oxysporum Fo47, 873 nucleotides long. Its product is annotated as Alpha/Beta hydrolase protein. NCBI's taxonomy places the organism in Eukaryota, Fungi, Ascomycota, Sordariomycetes, Hypocreales, Nectriaceae. The coding region runs from base 1 to 873 and encodes 290 amino acids. The record is from RefSeq and is a predicted model, not a curated record. The transcript has 2 exons.